Rotaria sp. Silwood2 is the source of this 435-nucleotide messenger RNA. The record is from the annotation of a GenBank genome assembly. NCBI's taxonomy places the organism in Eukaryota, Metazoa, Rotifera, Eurotatoria, Philodinida, Philodinidae.
AUGUCCGAUCGUUUAACUCAAUUACAAGAUGUAGUUAAUUUAUUAGCAGAUCAUUUAUGUAAUGCAACUGGUGUUCUUCAAGAAACAGCACGACCUAGUCGAUUUGGAAAUUUUGAACAAAAUUCAUCUACAACAAAUUCUAAUGUUGAUAAUAGUGGUGAUGAUUAUUCACAAUUAUUUGCAACAUUAAUAACACGUACAACAAGUGAACUUGUUGCUUUAAUUGAUUCUUUACCAACAAUUCCAUCAACUGAAGAUGAUCUUACACAACAACAUAGACAAUUAGAAUUAUUAGAACAAGAAAAUAUUGAAGCAACAGCUAAAUUAGAACAAACAACAGAAUUAGCAGAAUAUCUUUUAGAACAAGUUCAAACAUGUUUACAAUCAUUAUCUCAAGCUAUACUUGAUGAAAGAAAAAAAUUUCAACAUGGAUAA